Symbiodinium necroappetens is the source of this 984-nucleotide messenger RNA. NCBI's taxonomy places the organism in Eukaryota, Dinophyceae, Suessiales, Symbiodiniaceae. The record is from the annotation of a GenBank genome assembly.
AUGGCUUGUUUGGCCUUCGGCGCCAGCCCUGCGCUUGCGAUCCGAGCUGUCGCACAGCCUUCCAUAUCCCUUGAGGAGGACUGCUGGGAUUCUUUGUCUCCACCAGACAACUUGGGCACGCUCUCUGCCAUCAUGACGAAGAACUUGGGGCAGCAGUGUCGAAGUGAGGUGCAAGGACUCCUGGGGGACCUUUACGAGGAAUGCACGAAGAUCGAAGGGUCUUCCGAAAAAGACUGCCUCAAGGAGCUGUUUUGGUGGUUCUUUGGGUAUACUGGGGCCGGGUAUCGGGCCGGCUGGUACCAGAAACUAGCAGCCACACCCCGCGAAGCGAUGCUAUGGGCCGGCUUCUACGACGGCAGUCCCCUCGGUUUGACCCAGAAGGCCUUGCAGAGCUUUUCUAACAUGGUGGACACGAGCAUCGUCCACCCCAGCAGCAUCCUGGGCAAAAUAGUUCAGAGGAACAGCGACCUCCUUGGCUGCAGAGGCGAUAUAGGGGCUUGGAUGCCCUGCUGUUGCGUGAAAGGCACGGUGAGCGCGAUAGAUAAAGGUCCGGUUGCGGGCUUUUGGAGCGGCGCAAGCCGUUUCUUCGUGCAUGGCAUGGCUUCAAACAAUCAGUCGACGGUGGUGGCCGUCCUGAACAAAGUCCUGGAUAAAGACAAAAAGUGGUCGCUCCAGAAGUCCGUUUUUUGGAAGUACGAGCUGCCGCAACUAGCGUUUGAAAUAGCAGAGCCCUUAGACUUUCGCCCACAACUUCUACUGGUCGACAUGCGGGGCACCUGCGAAUACAUGACCAUGUUGGUGAUGAGGAGACUGGCUCGUUACGACCACAGGGCAGCCAAGGUUUGGUUAACCAGCAAACCGAUAAUUUGCCUCGAUUGCCUCCCGGGACUAUGUGACCUAGACGAGACGCUGGCAACCAGAGUCCGAUCGUGUUUGGGCAAAGACCUGCCCAGUUGUCCUAGGUUCGAGUUCUGCGAAGUCUAA